AUGAAUAAAUCACUAGAAGUAAUAGGUGAGGGGCGUAAGGUGAUUGUAUUAAGAAAAAUUGAUUUAGAAGAAGAAAAAAGAAGAAUAUAUUUUAAUAAUUCAAAAUAUUUAUGUGAAGAAUUGAAUAUUAUUAACUAUGAUUCUCAUUUUGCAAAUAUUAUCUUCUUUUUUACCUAUUUUCAUUUAUUUAAGCAUAUACAUUUUUAUAGUAACAUUUUUGUAAAAAAUUCAGUCAUAAAAGUUGUUAAAAAUAAUGAAACGAAAAAUUUGAAUAUAACUUUGCAACACAACUGGGUGAAAAGGUUAAGUUACAAAAAAUCAAAAAUAUUUGAUAAUAGUUUUUUUACUUAUAAUAAUUUUGUUAUUUUUCAUCCUUAUUUUGCCGAAAUUAUAAGAAAAACAAUUGAUUUAUACAAUAAUAAGAAAAAAAAAACUACCAACAAAAUAUUAACAAAUAAAAGAAAUUCAGAUAAAAUAAUAGAAAAUAAAUUUACUAAAAUAAAAAAUCUCCUCAAAUAUAUAUCAGUAAAAAACAUUUUUAAUUUAAAGGAGAAUUUAUUAAAAUAUUUUAGAAAGUUAAGUUAUAACAUUCUUCAAUAUACAAUAAUAUUUUUUAGUAGAAAACUAAAGAAAAUAAGUAAUGAAAAAAAAAAAAAUAAAUAUGUGUUUAGAGAAAUUUAUGAUUCUCAUGAUUUUAUUUAUUGUAGCAAUUCCAAUAAAAAUGAUUUUGGUUACUUAGAAGAAAAUUUAUUCUACAUUCCAUCUUAUAUUUUGGGAAAUACAAAAGAUCAUAAAAUAAACACUAUUUUGAAUAAUAAAAGGGAAAAUAAAAAUGAAGAAUAUUUAAACGAUAUAAUACACAAGAAAAGACAGAAGAAUAUUCUUAAGUAUAACUUUAGAAACGAUGUAUUGAAUUCAUCAAAACAUAAUAUAAAUGGAAUAUGUAAAAUUGGUAAAAUUUAUAAUAACAAGGUUGUCUGUAAUAAUGACAAAAAAAAUAUGAAAAAUUUGGUUGGUACAUAUAUAAGUAUUGAAUUAAAAUUAAAAUGUGGCAUUUCGGAUUAUAAAAAUAUGUUUGAUAGGUAUAAUAUACAACAACUUAUAAAAAAAAAAAAUCAAAAUAAAAAGUAUCUGUCUCUAUAUAUUCCUAGUAAUUUUUUUAAUCUUCGUUACUGGGAUAUUUUAACUAAUCUAUAUUAUAUUUUUUUAUUUAAAAGUAAUAAUAUAAACUUUUAUAUAAAUGACAAAAAGCAUAAAAAUACUUCCCUUUAUUUUUUUAACUAUUUAUAUAAUUUUUUUUCUUAUUAUUCCUUUUAUUUGCUUCCUAAUAAUUCAUAUGAGUUCUAUUUUAAUUAUUUAAAUUAUUAUAGAAAACAAAAUACGGGAAAUAUUUUAUUUUAUAAUUUAGAAAAAAAAGAUAGUAAUAUUUAUAAAAGUGAGAUAAAACAUUUAAGAGAUAAAUUAAGUAAGUCAGAAAGUAUAAAUAAUUUAAUGAGGUAUUGUAAAAAAUGUUUUUACUUAAAUGAGAAAAAAUGUUAUGCAGUAAAUGAAAAUAACUUAAAAAAUAAAUUGAAUUUUAAUUCGGGAAAAGAAAAUGUGUAUAAAAAUAAUAAAUUAGAAAAUUUUGAAUAUAAUCAAAUGAAAAGAGAAAAUGUGGAUGAUCCUAAUUUAAUUAAGGCAUUUCAUAAGUCUUUUUUUUUUAUACACUUAUUUAAUUUACUUCCUAAAAAAAAAAAAAAGAAUGUGAACGAAAAAUGCAACAUAUGCCAUAUAAAUGAGAACAACAACAUAAAAAUAUUUAAAAAAAAAAGUAUAAAAGUAAAAAAACAUUAUAAAAAAUUUUAUAGCUUAUAUAAAAAAGUAAGUAAAAAGUUUAAAAAGAAAAUUUCUGUUGUAUCAAAGCAUGAAUUAGGUUUGAAAAAAAACAUUUAUAAAAAAAUUAAAGAGAAAGCAAAUAAAAGCUUUUUAUAUAAAAUAAAUAAAAAAUUAUACUAUUUAUAUGAUAAAAAAUUCAAUAAAAAGUGUUUUUUUAAUUUGCUCAUGUUAUAUAAAUUAAAUAUAAUAAAAAAGUAUGUUAACAAUUUUCAAUAUUAUAUAAUUUUUAAAAUUAAAGAAAUAAAGAUUUUAUUCCAAAAGAAAAUAUAUAAACAAGUUAAUGAAAGCAUAAAUUGUUUUUUUAAUAAAUUAAGUAAUAUUUUUAAUAAAAAGAAAAAAAUAUCCAAAUAUGAAGGAAGUGAUAAUAAGGAAAUAUUAGGUGAUAUAGAUUCCAUUAAAAAUUUUCACUACAGUAGUUCAAAAAUAAAAGGAGAUCCUUUUGAAAUAAACAUAAAUAAUGAAAGUUUAUUAAUUAUAUCAUGUAUUAUCAGAAAAGAAAAAUAUUUAUUUUAUAAGUUAUUAUAUUUCCAAUGUUUUAAUGCAGGACAAGUUCAAUUAAUUUAUUGUAUGAUGAAAUUCAUCAAAAUCUUUGAAGAAAUGUUUGAUUUGAGAAAGAGCGAUGAAUAUUUUACUAAUUUCAAAUACUAUAAAAAAAGUUUGAAUAAUAUUUUUAAUGUAAACACAAACUACUACUUUAAAAAAAACAAAUAUUUGUUACAUGUGCUGGAUAUAAAGAAAAUUAAAAGAUUAACAGAUUAUAUAUUUAAUUCCAAAAAAAAAAAAAAGAAAAAUAUAAAAUACAGUUCAUUUAUUUAUUUACAAAAUUCUCAUUUUAUUUUAGGAAAUGAAAUUUUGAUAGAUGCAAUGAAUAUGUUUAAUGAAGUUACUGAUUAUAAAUUUAAUGAUUUAAGAAUAGAGUUGAAGAAAAAUACACGAAAGUUAUAUAUGAAAUUAUGUAAGCAAAAAUCCUAUAAAAAAAGAGAAUAUUGUUAUAGGUAUAAUUCUAAAAAAAAUAUAUAUAAAAAACAAGUUAUCCAGGAAGUUUUAAGUAAAGAAUCUUUAGCAACAUUUGACCAUUUUUAUUAUUUAACAAAUGAGUCAUUUGCUAAUAUUUUCAGAAAUAUAAAUUAUUCAAAAAAAAAGAAAAUAAAUAAAAAAAUUAUGUGCAUUUAUAAAAACAUGAUAUAUUUUAUUUGCCGUUUUUUAAUGAGUAAAACAUUUUGUGAUAAUAGCACAAUUUUUAAUAUCUAUUACAAAAAUGAUAAUGUGUAUGAUCAUCACACUACUAUGUUUUUAAAAAAUAAUCGCUUUAAAUUAUUAAUUUUAAAUAAAACUAACAGAAAUAUUACCUCUAGAAAAAAUUAUAAUACAAAGGAAUUUAGUGAAGGAAGUGAAGAUAAAUAUAAUUCUUCAUACAAAAUGAAAAAAAAGUACAUAACAAAAAAUAUUUUUUCUUCAUAUCUAUCUCCAUUUUUAAAAAUUCAUUUAAAAAGAAAAAAAUUGAGAUAUAUUAAUAAAAUUAAUAAAGAACUUAAAAAAAUGGUAAUAAAUAGAUAUAUAAAGGAGAAAAAUAAAAAAAUAUAUUAUCGUAUUAGCUUAAUUGAUUUACCUAUCAAACCAAUAAAUAAAAUAAACUAUUGGACAAAGCAAAUGGGUGAUAUUAUAUCUACCUAUAAAGAUUUUUGUGUAAAUUAA
Messenger RNA from Plasmodium relictum, 3570 nucleotides. Its product is annotated as conserved Plasmodium protein, unknown function. Lineage: Eukaryota; Apicomplexa; Aconoidasida; Haemosporida; Plasmodiidae. The transcript has a single exon. The record is from RefSeq and is a predicted model, not a curated record. Bases 1 to 3570 code for a protein of 1189 amino acids.